Molecule: messenger RNA, 1879 nt
Organism: Acomys russatus (golden spiny mouse)
Lineage: Eukaryota; Metazoa; Chordata; Mammalia; Rodentia; Muridae
Gene: Stxbp4
Product: syntaxin binding protein 4
Exons: 17
Coding region: 166-1839 (557 amino acids)
Biological process (GO): insulin receptor signaling pathway; regulation of insulin secretion involved in cellular response to glucose stimulus
Cellular component (GO): cytoplasmic vesicle
Molecular function (GO): syntaxin binding
Source: RefSeq, a predicted model, not a curated record
AGGAAAGUGCUUAAAAAACACGUGAAGUAGAGUAAUAGGAGCUGGAGUCAUACAGAAUCUGCAGGAAGACCGUCGAGGGACUUGUCUGAGGAGAAGAAGAAUAUUUAGACUCCCCAAGUUCUUCAUCUACACAGCUGUUAAGUCCAAGGCAACUGUGGUAAAAGCAUGAAUAAAGAUACAUCUGCUGCACGCUCGUCCAGCCUACCUGAAAGGGACCCUGCCUUUCAAGUGAUCACUGUUACAAAGGAAACAGGUCUAGGUCUGAAGAUCCUAGGCGGUAUUAACAGGAACGAAGGACCUUUAGUAUACAUUCACGAAGUCAUUCCUGGAGGCGACUGUUACAAGGAUGGACGUUUAAAGCCAGGAGAUCAACUUGUCUCAGUAAACAAGGAAUCUAUGAUUGGUGUAUCAUUUGAAGAAGCAAAAAAAAUAAUUACUAGAGCCAAGUUGAGGUCAGAAUCGCCUUGGGAGAUAGCAUUUAUCAGACAAAAAUCAUACUGUAGCCAUCCAGGGAAUAUUUGCUGUCCGUCCCCAUUACAAGCAUCAGAAGACUGUGGACCUCAAACCUCAACAUUCAGUCUCCUUUCCCCUCCCGCUGAAAUACUAGUUCCAAAGAUUUCAUCUACUUCCAAGACUCAGGACUUCACUUUACCUAAAGCAAUUCAGACAGAACCUGGAUGCAGUAAAGCAGAGCAUACUCCAGGUACUUCUUUGAACAGCAGCCCUACAGAUACGUCUAAGCCAGAUACUGCUCCUGCUUGGACUGAUGAUGAGUCUGGACCACGAGGAAAGAAAAUUUCCCUAAAUCCUUCUGUUCGCCUUAAGGCAGAGAAACUGGAAAUGGCCCUCAAUUACCUCGGUAUCCAGCCAACAAAGGAACAACAUGAAGCCCUGAGACAGCAAGUCCAGGCCGACUCAAAGGGGACAGUGUCUUUUGGAGAUUUUGUCCAGGUUGCCAGAAAUUUGUUUUGCUUGCAGUUGGAUGAAGUGAAUGUUGGUGUCCAUGAAAUCUCCAGCAUCUUAGACUCACAGCUUCUUCCCUGUGAUUCUCUAGAAGCAGAAGAAAUGGGGAAACUUAGACUAGAAAGAAAUGCUGCUCUGGAAGAACGGAAUGUGCUUAAGGAGAAAUUACUUGAAUCUGAGAAACAUAGGAAGCAACUGAUAGAAGAGCUCCAGAACGUGAGACAAGAAGCCAAGGCUGUGGCUGAAGAAACCCGAGCUCUGCGGAGCCGGAUCCAUCUUGCUGAAGCUGCACAGAGGCAGGCGCAUGGGAUGGAAAUGGACUAUGAAGAGGUGAUCCGUCUGCUCGAGGCUGAGGUCUCAGAGCUAAAGGCUCAGCUUGCUGAUUAUUCUGACCAAAAUAAAGAAAGUGUCCAGGACUUGAGAAAGAGAGUCACAGUUCUUGACUGCCAAUUGCGAAAAUCAGAAAUGGCUCGGAAAACUUUUAAGGCAUCUACUGAAAGACUUCUUCAUUUUGUGGAGGCUAUUCAAGAAAUAGUUUUGGAUAGUUCUGCUCCUUUGUUAAAUUUAAGUGAAAGAAGAGCUGUGUUUGCAUCACAGACUUCGCUUCCACUACUGGGAAGGAAUGGACGCAGCUUCCCAGCAACGCUUCUUCUGGAAUCCAAGGAACUUGUGCGGUCCGUUCGUGCCAUACUUGAUAUGGACUGCUUACCUUACGGGUGGGAGGAAGCUUACACAGCAGAUGGAAUCAAGUACUUCAUCAACCACGUAACGCAGACCACAUCCUGGAUCCAUCCCAUGAUGAGUGUCCUGAGCCUGUCCUGCUCAGAGGAGAAUGAAGAGGACUGCCCCAGGGAGCUAACGGACCAGAAAAGCUGACGGCUUUGCAUAGGAAAUGGCGUUCCGGAGUCCUCUGGCU